CGACGACGACAACAUUGAUGUCGCUUUCUUCGUAAAUUCUCAUGCUGCGGUGCCUGGUUGACAUGCCUCAUAAGCCCAGCGCGUACACAAACAGCACGCAGCUAGCCCUGGAACGCGCGGUAUAAACCAAGCACACCUGGACAUCACCACGAGCACAACUCAUGGCUAACGACUCGCAGGAGCCUUACGAUUUUGUCCGCGAAACGGGUGCAGUUCUUAUAUGUCUCUAUGGAGGUCUCCUGGAACGUUACCACAUCACACGUACUAAACUCGGUUUUGACUCGUGCGUCGUCGUGACCGCACGCUACGAUGCUAGUGGUGUCUUGCUCAACCGCCAGACGCUCUAUCCCGCAUUGCACCAAAUCGUUCUGGCCAACGCCGCGCUCUCUGUGCAAGUCGACGUCACACGGAAGCCAGACUCGAAGCCGAAGUCGAAGCCAGCUGCACCGUGCUUCGUGCGCUUGCCGGUCGUGCUCCUUGACGACGUCGUCUCGUUCAUCGAGGGCAGCGACAUCGAAAAGCUUAUUGCGGACGAGCUCGCGCGUCCGCUCGAACUCGGCAGCUCUACGCCGUUGUGGCGCCUGACGAUCGUAUCUGGACGCACACUGGUCUUUGCAUUUCACCAUGGCAUCGGCGACGGCCAGAGCGGGCAGGCAUUUCACUUCGCACUCCUGUCUGCGCUCAACAGCCCGUCCGACACGCUACAUGUGUAUGGGGAUAAGAUUUCGAUCCCAACAGUGGUACACCUCGUGCCCCCAAUCGAGGCGCUGACGAGUGUCUCCGUGUCCUUCGCCAAGUUCUGCAGCACUAUUUUCGGCACAUUUGCACCAAAAUCUCUGACGAAAGGCGCGUCUGCGUGGACUGGAAACACUAUAGUCAGCACUCCAACUGUCCAAGCACAAGUCCGGUGUUGGGAAAUUGAGGCAGCACAGGCAGCGGAGCUCGUCACGCUCUGCCGGAAGAACAGCACAACGCUUACGGCGUGCCUGCACACACUCGUGGCAGGCGUGCUCGCACGGCUUGUGUCGACAUCGAUGAACAAGGGUCGCAAGCCGUUCAAGACGCUCUCCACCUCGGUGCCCGUAUCGCUGCGCCGGUUCACGGGCGCGUCUCCCUAUGUCAUGUGCGACCACAUCUCGUCGGUCCAGACGUACGUCCCGAUCGCCUCGCUCGCGAACACGAGCACGUCCGACCCAUGGUUCUCCUGGACGGCCGCCGCGCAGUUUGGCAAGCGGGUCCAGCGGUCUGCGAAGGGCACCCGAGAGGUCAUCGGCACGCUGCACUACCUGUACGUGCUCGGCAUCUCGGAGGCCUUUUUCCUCGGUGCGCUGGGUAGCAAGCGUUCCAUGGCGCUCGAGGUGUCGAACUUGGGCCGGUUCCCCGAGCAGCCAGCUGGCGAGAAUGGCUCGUCUGUUCAAGGCGUGUGGUCGCUGAGCAGAAUCUAUUUUGCGCAGUGCGAUGCUGUGGUGGGCGCAGCCAUGAAGAUGAACGUCGCUGGCUCACCGACAGGCACAGUCAACGUCGCUUUUACUUGGGGUCAGGGUGCCCUUAAUGAUGAGUUCGCGGAGGCGGUGAUCAGGGACACCAAAGCUGCACUAGUAUGGGUCAUCCAGUCAUCCUUGAUCUCGUAAUUGUUUGUCCUUCAAUAUGGGCUCAUUUUACUUUCUCUGCGCAGGGUUUCAUAUAUAGUCUGAUAUUCUAAUAACGCUUCUACGAGAUACUUUCUGAACUAUGAGAAUUGUUGAAACUUUUAAUGGAUUUUCGCCGUAUUCACCACGCAGAAGGCUGUCAUGUUUGGUACGCCGU
This is a messenger RNA of Phanerochaete carnosa HHB-10118-sp, 1806 nucleotides long. RefSeq lists its product as uncharacterized. Gene Ontology annotation, molecular function: N-acetyltransferase activity. The transcript is spliced from 2 exons. NCBI's taxonomy places the organism in Eukaryota, Fungi, Basidiomycota, Agaricomycetes, Polyporales, Phanerochaetaceae. Bases 162 to 1631 code for a protein of 489 amino acids. The record is from RefSeq and is a predicted model, not a curated record.